GUACUAUAUUGCCUCUGUUUCCUGGGGUAGACGAUGGGCUUCCACUCCUUGCUGUUGCCGCUACUUCGGUCUUCCUUGGACGAAGCCGGCCUAGGCAACUGCUCCUUCCAAGCGGACACGGAUUGCACUUUGGCGUGGGAGCAUGGUGGUGAUGGCGAAGAUGAUGAUGAGAGAGGUGGAUGAGCAGGGGGAGGAAGCCGAAUGACAAAAGUGCCAAUGUCAUGACCGGCUCCACCGGCAGGAGGAAACGGCGCUCGAAAAAAGACGCGUGCUCGAGUGUCCGAAGAGGGCGCCGUUCGCUUGCGGAGCAGCAGGAAGCGAGUGCAGGAAAUACAAGUCUGCGAACAAGUUCUCUGCGAUGAGCAGAGGCUAGCAAACGUGACCUGAGAUCGGACCACGAUGCGCAGUCAAGCGUUGCGAGACUGUUGGUGCAUCUAAAUCAGCGUGACGCACUUGGAUUUCGACGUCUCGUCGUGGGGACCUGGAAGAUGAAGCGUAUUCAAGAGAGCUUCUCGGUCUUGGUCUCUUCUAUAAGGGCAAAAACCUAAUGGCUUCGUCCGACGGCACUAGGAAGUCUAUUCUAAGCAGUGGGCGAGAGACCACAUGGCAGUGCUGGUAACGUCAAACAAGCUCUGCUUUCGUCUCAACCAGUUCCGUGUGCGAACGUGCUUUGAUGACUGAGACCCAUGUGUGAUUGGAAGAAGAGAUUUCAUCUCAUAAAACUUCGCAAACGUCCAGUGCUCAUUUCGACGAUCGGGGGGGCCUUCAUGCUAUUUGAUUCAGUCGACGCAGUUGCGUAAACGGAACAUCAUCAGUGACGCACCUAGAAAACCUUGAAAUUGGAAUUCAAAUACAAAGAACAGAAUUUUCAUAGCGCGCAUCAUGUGUCUUGGUUGUGUGCUAGUGCUACGAUUGUGUAAAAGGUCUGGAGCCCUGUCUUCUCCUGAAUUGUUAUGUUGAAGACAUAAACGCUCCAGCACGUCAAACAAACAGAGACACACUGUACUUCGGUAUAGCUGCUUCAAAGAAGAGCAAUAGACUAACAGAGGACGAGAAACAGCAGAAAACCCAGAGAGCGUACCGUAAAGGGGCCACACGGAGCCUGCUGGUACUUGCACGUAGCCGUAAAAUAUACUGCAAGUAAAAUACAAGCGGGGCUUUACUACCAGACAGGCACUACCGCUCGUGUCUUCCAAUAUAACGCUAACGAGAAAGCCUCGUAGCGACCUAGCUGUCGAUCGAAGCAAGCAUAUAAGAGAAAGUUCUCAGACGUGUUUACACAGAAGACAGCAGAGCAAAACGGGGAGCUGUCCAAACAACGCCGAUGUGAGAAGCGGCAGCUGGAAAAACCGAAGGUUUUAGGAGUCCGGGUCCCUAACGAGAGGACACCCGUACUCGCGAAGGAAGAGCGCGAGAAGAAGGACAACGACAUAGGCGGCGACACACCAGCGCCAACGAAUCCCGGGAGCAGCCGUUCAGCUGUGCGGAAGACACGAUUUCCGCAUUACCACCCAACUUCUGGUCUCCCGGCGGCGUGGCCAGAGUUGGCGGCCGAAGCGGUGGAGAACCGCCGCGUGUCGCACUCGUAAGCGGAUCGCCCGAGAGAAGCGGCCGCAGCGAGCGAUGAGUGGUCCCGAUUCGGGGGGCGUCGGCGGGGGCGGCUGCCCGCUGCUGGGGGCCGCCAAGUCUGCCGCUGGCCCCAGCGCGGCACCAAAACUCACGGCGCCCGCGCUCCUGGUGGUGCCGGACUCGUCGCCACUGACGCGUCGCCGAUGGAGCUCAGGGGGCGUGAUAAGCCCCCGCAGCCCCGUGACGCCACGGGAGGUUCGCGGCGGUGGUGGACUGUCGCCCGACCUGCUGUCGGCCGACCGACCGGAGACGCCCGAAGGCGAGAGGCUGGACCUCCGGGCCAUCGGAGCGGCUGUGUCGGCACUGCUCGCACCCAACCCGUCAGCAGUGGUCAAGGCUCUGCGUCAAGUGGUGUCCGAUAAAGAUCCUGCAUUGUGGGAUGACCUUGUGCGGGCAAUGGACGACGGCCUCAACGCCCGCGAGGCGUCGUUACUGCACGACGACCUGCGAGACGAUGACAGUCUGGCCGGGGUAGAAGAAGGCGACGCCCAGCAACAAUUCUUGCUGCGGUUGUCGCAAGAAGUGGCCGCCAUUACAGGCCUCACCGUGGACGCCGUCCUGGAAAGCGCCGGCGAGGCGCACGCCUCCUCCACCCUGGACUGGCACGGCAACGCGCUUCGCUUCUUGGGCGGCUCGCUGGCCGACUUCCUCGUCAACCUCGAGUCGCUGCACGUCGUCCUCGAGCGCGCCGGCCUGCCUCUGCGGGGCGGCCGCCUCAGCGGGGUGCGCGAGGAGCACGGCCGCCUCGUGCUCCAGUGCGCGUCCAGGGGCGAGCCGCUGCUCAGGCUGCUCGCGGGCUCGCUGCGCCGGCUCGCCUCGCAGCUCUUCCGGCUCGACGUGCGCGUCAGCGUCGCCGGCUCCAAGGCGCAGCAGGCCACGCUCGUCCUGCAGCCGCAGGGGAGCCCGGCGCUGUCGCUGUCGGCGCCCGCCGGCGGCGUGGCGGCCGCGCCCGUGGCCAGCGCCAACCCGGAGGACCUGGCCGUUUCGGUGGCGACCUUCUGCCGGGCGUUCCCUUUCCACUUCGUGUGCGACCGGCAGCUGAAGCUGACGCAGCUCGGCCUGGGGCUGGCGCGUUUCUUCGGCGGCCGCGGCCGGGCGAGCACGCUGCCGGCGCUCUUCACGUUCGUCGAGCCCCAGAUAGAGAUGCGCUUCGAUCACGUCGUGGCCAACAUCAACCUGCCGUUCCUGCUGCAGGUGCGCGACGACGCCAUCAAGCACGGACGGUACAAGGGCAUGGAGAUCAAGGGUCAGAUGGUCCAUUGUCCGGAGUCCCGCGCACUGCUCUUCCUGGGCUCGCCCGUGGUGGACGGCGGCCUGUCGGCCAUGCUGCGCCGCGGCCUGUACAUCUCGGACGUGCCGGUGCACGACGCCACGCGCGACAUUCUGCUCGUGGAGGAGCAGAGCCGCGCCCAGGACGGCCUCAAGCGGCGCAUGGACAAGAUACGCGCCUCCAUCCAGGAGGCUAACCUGGCCGUCGAAGAGGAGCGACAGAAGAACGUCGACCUGCUGCACCUCAUCUUCCCGCCAAGGGUGGCGCGGAAACUGUGGCUCGGCGAAUCAAUGGAGGCGCAGCAACAUGACCAGGUGACGCUGCUGUUCUCGGACAUCGUGGGCUUCACGGCCAUUUGCUCCACGGCCACUCCCAUGAUGGUCAUCAAUAUGCUCAACGCCCUCUACACGCAGUUUGACCAGUUCUGUGGAGAGCUGGACGUGUACAAGAUCGAGACGGUCGGAGACGCGUACUGCGUGGCCAGUGGACUGCGCAAGCAGGUGCACACGCACGCACAGCAGGCCGCCUGGAUGGCGCUCAAGAUGAUGGCGGCCGCCGGACAGGUCCAUUCGCACGAUGGGAAGCCUAUACAGAUGCGCAUCGGCCUGCACACGGGCCUCGUGCUGGCGGGCGUCGUGGGCGUCAAGAUGCCCCGCUACUGCCUCAUCGGCAACGACGUCUCCCUCGCCAACAGGUUCGAGUCCGGCAGCAUCGCCAUGCACAUCAACGUCAGCCCUACCACGCACAGGUUACUGGUGCACACCGAAGGCUUUCGAUUCGAAGCCCGGCCCCGCGAGUACUUGCCGGAGGGCUUCCCGGAGCACAUCAAGGGGACCUGCCACUUCCUUAAGGGAUUCUUCCACCCCAAACUGGACCCGGCCGAACCACUGGACGUACACAUACGAAAGGCCCAGCGCGAGCUGCGAAUGGACGCCUCGCAGACUUGGCUCGCCUGAACGGGCGGCACACGACGCGGUUAUGGGACACGGAGGAAUUGCCGAUCGCCUUUCUUUUUAACGAGCACUGCCGACGAUGGGCGGACCUGAAAAGUGUGCGCGUGGACUGUGCUGCAUAGCCGAGGGGACGCGUCCAAGCGUCGGAAUUCAAGGGCACGCUGAGCGGGAAGGUUCGGAGCGUUGACGCUCAAUGAGACUUGCUCAAAGUGCGGUGAUGUGGGACGCAACUGCGAUGACAGUGGUCGUCGCGUUCGGAUUCCAGCGCGCGUUUACGCACACGUUGGUGGUGCGGUGCGCGAGGGUGCGUAUCGCCGUCGGCUAAAAGCAAAGCCAGGUUCGAUCUAAACAGAAAUGUGGAAAAGUAAUUCACGUCCGAUAUGGCAUGGCAUGUUUGUUUCAAGUGCGUCGCUGUGUCAAUUGCUGCAGACUGUGUGUGCGUUUCUUUUUUUUUUAAUAUUACGGAUUUCUAUAGAACGUCCCGAAAGCGUGUAACCGAAGCACGCCUAAGCAGUUUUGGCAUUGCGUCGUGGAUUCGACUCCAGCUGCAUACGUGAAACUUAAGAACCCCUCAAAAAAAAAAAAAACUUGCAAAUUCAUCAGUAUAUUCCGAAGCGGAACUGUCCUUGGCAUUGUUCUCGAGGAAGCCGCAAAGUUACGGACAAAGACAAAACCUUGUGACAACGUGGGGCGACAGCUGGUGAUAUCGGCUCAAUUUCAUUUGUCCAAAGUGUCGUACACCUGCAGUAGAACUUAUGUCAGGAGAAGGGGAAGACAGCCCAUCAAGUUUCGUGAAGGUAAACGCCGAUGCAGUGUUUUAUGUGUAGCGUAACCUGUUGCCGUGCACAUAAGCCGUAAUGUAAUCGCUGAAAUUUAGCAUUACGCUCUUUCCUAUCUGAGCAGUCUACUAUGUGGGAAUAAAAAUUAAUAACGGAACAAGUUGGCAAACAAAGAAAAAUAAUAAGGAGUGCGAUACGUCGCUUUUAUUGGGUUUUACUGUCUGCUUCUCAUCAAGUCACUGAAAUUAUCUUCUGUACACCAUUGUUCCUUAUUAGAUGAUGAUAUUAACUCUGUGUCUUCAUAUCGGCUGGUCCUCAAAGCACUCUGUUACGUCAUUUGCUGUAUCUCAUGUGAUCACGGUGAAUAACAAAUUGAAUGCAAUUUAUUAUUGAACGGUAACAAAGGCAAUAUCUCCCAAACAGGAGGAAAUUAUCGUAUUUCAGAUGUGUUUAAAGAGAGCUGUUAUCGUUGUUCCUAUUUCCGAAAUUUGUUUUUUUCGACUCCAGCAGCGGAAUGGGGGAGGGGCUGAUUCUCACGGUAAAAGUAUAUGAGGCGCUUAAUUGUCAAUAUUCAUGCUGUCGAUAGAGCGCUGAAAGCAAAACACAGAGAACAUAAUAGCAGUAGGCUGAGAUUUUGGUUUUAAUUUUCACUAAUGUAGGCUAUGUUUUUAUUUCUGCACGGCUUUGUUUUAGCAAGCGUCUAAAGAGCGAGAUGGUUUGUACAUUCCUUUUCUUUUUCGGGAAUAUUUCUACGUAGGAUAAUGUUACUGACUAGUUUGUUAUCGCUGUUGGCAUGAAAUGUUCGCUGUUGUUGUCGUGGUGAUUGCACGUGGCCAGUAUUGCAAUUAGCAGUUAGAAACGAACAGCACUUGUUUGGUGAACGUCGCGCACGAAGGAACACUAGUGUUUUAGCAUGUUGGUAGUGACGUCUAUGGUGUAAUUCUUAUGUUGAGCAUCCGCCACGUAAUUGACAGGGUUUCGAGUGUGAUGCUUGAAAAGUUUUCAAAAGCUGCUUGUGUGCGUGUCCAUUUCAUACCGUGGCACCUGCCAGUUUUAUUGUUCCAAAAAGUCGGAGUAUUUUAUUGCGUGCAUUUUGAAUGUUUAAGAUUUGGUAUGACCGUCAGCAUGUUUUACCACUGAGGAACCCCCGUCACAUCUUAUCCCGCUCGCCGAUAUCUGUUCACGGGCUUCAUCGUUUACGGUGUAUGUUUCAUUACAACAGACCAUGGUCAUUGCUCGCCGCUUGGCUCCUGCGCGUUCACUGCAGUUAUAAACGCUAAACUUUUCUAUGUUUCCUCCGUUUGCAAUAGUUAUAUUCAAUGAAGCAUUGCCAUUGCGCAGUGGCCAGUAAACGCAUCGAUUGUUUUUGCGCUGUUUAUUCGGAUUACGACUAGAUUCUUGAGGAUCGAGAGCUAGGUAAUGGUAAAGUCAACCAUUUCGCAAGUUCAAUAAAUUUUCGUGUGAUUAAUAUUUGGUUAUGGUAUGAAAUUUUUGCCAAAGAGUUACAAGGUGUGACAGAUAGAGCCCAUGUCGUAAGUGUUCAGGAGGCUGUUGUAGAGUGGAUGCAUGGAAAAAAUCGGUCUAAUAAAACACGAAAAAUGCUC
Dermacentor albipictus is the source of this 6235-nucleotide messenger RNA. Its product is annotated as head-specific guanylate cyclase-like. The record is from RefSeq and is a predicted model, not a curated record. Gene Ontology annotation, molecular function: heme binding; guanylate cyclase activity. Gene Ontology annotation, cellular component: guanylate cyclase complex, soluble. Lineage: Eukaryota; Metazoa; Arthropoda; Arachnida; Ixodida; Ixodidae. Gene Ontology annotation, biological process: cGMP biosynthetic process; response to oxygen levels.